AUGGCUCUUAUUCAUCGUGCACAGACUUUUGGGGAGAAAUUACCAUUUGCUUCUUUCUCUCUACAGAAGAGCUUUCUGGCUUUCCUUGUUGCAGUUGGCAGCCUGGUGACCCUGGGUGAUGCAUACUGCUUUGUGGAACUUCAGGUUCCAGGCAGGCCCUACAGAGGCUGCAUAAUGAAUGGAAAACUGUAUCCCUUUGGACACAUUGAGAGGACAGAAGAUUGCUAUAAAUGCGACUGCCGGCAAGGUGGAAUGCAAUGCUGUUCCAUCUAUUUAACUCCUGUUUCUUAUGACCGAAAGAACUGUAAAUUUGUUUUUGACAAGAAGCGCUGUCGCUAUGAUAUCCUGCAGAGGGACAACUCCUCACAGCCAUGUUCUGCUGCUUCUCUUGUGGGCUAA
Molecule: messenger RNA, 399 nt
Organism: Agelaius phoeniceus (red-winged blackbird)
Lineage: Eukaryota; Metazoa; Chordata; Aves; Passeriformes; Icteridae
Source: RefSeq, a predicted model, not a curated record